Spea bombifrons (plains spadefoot toad) is the source of this 2294-nucleotide messenger RNA. It is a transcript of the gene UXS1, whose product is annotated as UDP-glucuronate decarboxylase 1. The coding region runs from base 163 to 1428 and encodes 421 amino acids. Gene Ontology annotation, biological process: D-xylose metabolic process. The record is from RefSeq and is a predicted model, not a curated record. The transcript has 15 exons. Lineage: Eukaryota; Metazoa; Chordata; Amphibia; Anura; Pelobatidae. Gene Ontology annotation, cellular component: cytoplasm. Gene Ontology annotation, molecular function: NAD+ binding; UDP-glucuronate decarboxylase activity.
UCUUCCUGUAGACAGGAACCCUGGAGCAUGCGCACUGUCCCGGCAGGAACUCACGCUUGGUCCCCUUAGUGCUACGCACCCCCGAACCCGUGAAUAGGUUGUGACACCGGCUUCCAUGUCCCCGGCUGCGAGCUCGGGUUCUCCAGUGUGGUUCGGCCGGUGAUGGUGAGAAACCGAGUGCAGCGGCUGCUGACUGCAAUCAAUAGGAAGACGAUGAAGCUGCUUAUUGCACUCGCUCUGAUCGCCUAUGUAGCCUCUGUUUGGGGGAACUUUGUUAAUAUGAGCAGGUCGAUUCAGGAUAAUGGGGAACAGAAAAUGGAGAAGAAAAUUGAAGAGGUCAUUGCUCCUUUGAGAGAGAAGAUACGAGAUCUAGAAAAGAGUUUUACUCAGAAAUAUCCACCUGUGAAAUUUUUGUCUGAAAAGGAUAGAAAACGGAUUCUGAUAACCGGAGGAGCGGGGUUUGUUGGCUCUCAUCUUACGGAUAAACUUAUGAUGGACGGGCAUGAAGUCACUGUUGUGGACAACUUCUUUACUGGCCGGAAAAGAAAUGUGGAGCACUGGAUUGGUCAUGAGAACUUUGAGCUUAUUAACCAUGAUGUUGUUGAGCCUCUGUAUAUUGAAGUGGACCAGAUAUACCAUUUGGCGUCUCCUGCUUCUCCUCCAAAUUAUAUGUAUAAUCCCAUCAAGACUCUGAAGACUAACACAAUUGGGACAUUGAACAUGUUGGGCUUAGCAAAACGUGUUGGUGCUAGACUCCUCUUGGCUUCAACCUCAGAAGUAUAUGGAGAUCCUGAAGUACACCCUCAAAGCGAAGAUUACUGGGGUCAUGUCAAUCCCAUUGGUCCCAGGGCCUGCUACGAUGAGGGCAAGAGAGUGGCCGAGACCAUGUGCUAUGCUUACAUGAAACAGGAAGGAGUAGAGGUUAGAGUGGCUCGGAUAUUCAACACCUUUGGCCCACGCAUGCACAUGAAUGAUGGCAGAGUUGUUAGUAACUUUGUUCUGCAGGCUCUACAGGGAGAAUCACUAACAGUAUAUGGAUCAGGCUCACAAACCAGGGCUUUCCAAUACGUUAGUGACUUGGUAAAUGGACUUGUGGCGUUAAUGAACAGCAAUGUAAGCAGCCCUGUGAACUUGGGGAACCCUGAAGAACACACCAUCCUGGAGUUUGCCCGUUUAAUUAAACACCUUGUUGGCAGUGGAGGUGAGAUCACUUUUCUAUCUGAAGCACAAGAUGACCCCCAAAGGCGAAAACCAGAUAUAAGGAAAGCUAAACUCUUGCUUGGUUGGGAGCCUGUGGUCCCAUUAGAAGAGGGCCUAAACAAGACCAUCCACUACUUUAGCAAAGAACUUGAAUAUCAAGCAAACAACCAGUAUAUUCCCAAACCGAAGCCAGCAAGAAUUAAAAAAGGUAGAACACGACAUAACUGAACACUCCAUUAAGAGGGGCGACUAUCUUGAAGGUUUACAGGAUGUAAUUUUUUUUGUUUUCCACCCCUUUUCCCCCUUUCUUUGUUUUGCAAGAAGAAAGAGACUUUUAAGAGCUAUCGUGAAGAAUACAACUGGAAUUUUCCCCCCUGAAGCUUGCUUUAAAGGAAUGGAUGUGCCUAAACAAACCAUGAGAACUGCAAACCUUGCCUUGCACUUUUUUCAGUCUGUCUUUCUAUGUACAGUAGUGUAGGAUGUACCUGGAAGUCUCCACGUUUUAUAAACCUCUCUGCGACGUUGUUUUGCCGCGGUGUCUGGACAGUUUCCAACCCAAUUGCUGAGGGCAGGGGGUUGGCAGAGCAUUGGCUUUUUGAACUUUUUUUUUUUUUUUUCCAUCCCUUGCGUAGCACAAAGGGAUUUAAAUUACUGUUAUUUUUUUCCUCAAACUGAAGAUACAAUUUGAAAGUGGGACAAGUAAAAUGCCAAUUUUAUUUAUAUAUGUUAAAAAGAAAUUAUGGGUACUUUUAAAUAAGAUGUUCUUCUAUGCAUACAGAGGUAGCAGUAUGGUCAGCAGUGUUGCACUGACAUAUCGAUAUGUUUUAGUUUAACCCCUUAAGUGGUAUUAAGGGGGUGAAAGGCCUGAAUAUUUCUGUUGAAAAGCUUUAUACUCUGUUUUUUUUUUGUUCUUUAAAUGUUUUUCUUCCUCAGAGUUUCAAGUAACUGUACAUUUGAAUUUUAAAGCAGCUGUUAAAAAAUAAGACUAUUUUGAAUCACUAUUGUAUUGUCGUGUAAUCUUGGAUAAAAAAAAAUAAAGUAUUAUCAAUUUAUGGUGGUUGAAUAUGCUAUUUUAAUAAAAUAUUGUAAAACUA